AUGGGUGGUAUAAAGGAAAUAAGAAGGCAUAAAGCAGUUGGAUACACACUCACAGGGAUUGAGGCAAUGCUUCUGGUUGUUGUGAUCGGACAGAUCGUUAGGAAUCCACUAGGAAUUCUUCUGAAUCCACCGCAGGGGCUUCUUCGAAACCUAUGCUCUGUCCGUACCAUGAUGCUGUGGAUCGGAAUAUGGCUCUAUCUUGCAGGAAAGAUUGGUCUUGAGGCGGGGAGAGCACAGGCCACUGUUCUCUUCUAUUACUUCGUUUCGCAGACUCUGUUUCUUGGAUAUUUUGCCACGCAAUCUCCAGGCGGAGGCAGUUCAGUGCCAGUUAUUCCGACGAGUAUGUGCUCCGUAUACAACAUAAUUCUCUGUAUGUCCUUAUCGGCUCUUCAAACAUAUGGAGAAAGUACUCUGUGGACAAAACCGAGGUAUACACGUGUCAGAGGAUUACUCAACUACAUGCGGAAAAGCGUGGGGGCUGUGGUUCAAGACAUGUUUUGUCUUUACACGGGCAGUACGGUCAUGGCGAUGGCAGGGCUGGGAGUGUACCUUACUGUAUCGAAGACUCUAUUUCCCUGGAUACGGUUUGGCACUGCUUUCCAGCAGUUAAGUGAGGCACCGUGGAAGGCGUCCAAGGAGGUCUUCAUUACAAACAUAUCCAUUGGAACCUACCUCUUUCUGGUGAGCGUUGUGGAUAGGCUGUUGGCAUAUAACAUGUCUAUCAUGAACCUGAGCCUGGCAAACUAUUGUUACAGGGAAGAAGAGGACAUGGAGACCCUGAGGCUUCGGUUUUUCCAGGUGUCUGGGCUUUCGAUGAAAUAUCCAGAGGUUCUGAGAAAGAUUGUGAGAUCUAGCAGAAGCAUGACGUCUCUUGGGCUGUAUAUCCGUAGAGAGGAAAGCGAGAUUCUAAAGACAAUAGAGAUGAUGAAGAAAGAAAAGGAGAUGCUCGAGUCGAAGAUGUGGUUUUCUGUUCCUCAGAUCAGCCAGCCCUUGGAUAAGCCCAAAGCACUGGUGAUGCAAAGGAGAGUGCAGUUUGUAAAGAGGAUAAGGUCGUACAAUUUUGUUGAGAUUUUUGGGUCCCGGGCUGGAUACCUCUGCAAGACCCUAUUUCUGAUUAAUAGAUACAGGAGCACCAGGAGGUCUUUCCUGCUGGUGAAGAAUUUCAUGAAGUUCCUGGAAAAAUACAGGGACGACUACCUACUUGUUAAGGAUCUCGAGGAGGCUUUUGAAGCGGUGAUGAAGCGCCUGCAUAAUGAGGUGUCUGAGGCCGAGGAGGUGAUUGGGAGGAGUCUGGAGUCUGACUUGUUCUGUAAGUAA
Encephalitozoon hellem ATCC 50504 is the source of this 1317-nucleotide messenger RNA. RefSeq lists its product as uncharacterized. The transcript has a single exon. NCBI's taxonomy places the organism in Eukaryota, Fungi, Microsporidia, Unikaryonidae. The record is from RefSeq and is a predicted model, not a curated record. Bases 1 to 1317 code for a protein of 438 amino acids.